Molecule: messenger RNA, 1885 nt
Organism: Thalassophryne amazonica
Lineage: Eukaryota; Metazoa; Chordata; Actinopteri; Batrachoidiformes; Batrachoididae
Gene: idh3g
Product: isocitrate dehydrogenase (NAD(+)) 3 non-catalytic subunit gamma
Exons: 14
Coding region: 77-1267 (396 amino acids)
Biological process (GO): tricarboxylic acid cycle; isocitrate metabolic process
Cellular component (GO): mitochondrion
Molecular function (GO): magnesium ion binding; oxidoreductase activity, acting on the CH-OH group of donors, NAD or NADP as acceptor; NAD binding
Source: RefSeq, a predicted model, not a curated record
ACAUGUGUCAGAGCUUCUGUUUCGAAACGUGGUCGCUGUUGCGCGCAUGCGCAGUAGCCGCUGCUACUGACCCAACAUGGCGUCUCCGAGAGCUGCGCUGUUUAUGUCCAAAGUGAUGAAACCUUUUUGGGCUGGACGGCUGCAAAAUACUGUUAAGGUAUUUGGAACAACUUUGGAAAGUCAUAGGAAUAACUCCUUACUUAUUAGAGGAAAUAUUCCCCCUCCCGCAAAGUAUGGAGGAAGACACACUGUGACCCUCAUACCUGGAGAUGGAAUUGGUCCAGAACUCCUCACUCACGUCAGAGAAGUUUUCAGGUUCAGUUGCGUGCCAGUGGACUUUGAGGUGGUACAUGUGAACUCGUCAUUGGAGAAUGAGGAUGACAUGAUAAAUGUGAUCACUGCCAUCCGCCGUAAUGGAAUAGCCCUCAAAGGUAACAUAGAAACCAAACACAGUUUGCCACCGUCUGUCAAAUCCAGAAAUAGUCUUCUUCGAACUAGCUUAGACCUAUAUGCCAACGUGAUGCACUGCCAGUCCCUCCCUGGAGUCAAGACUCGCCACAAGAACAUUGACAUCAUGAUCAUCAGGGAGAACACAGAGGGCGAAUAUAGCAGUCUGGAGCAUGAGAGUGCAUCUGGGGUAGUAGAGAGUCUCAAGAUCAUCACCCGGAACAACUCCUUAAGGAUUGCUGAAUAUGCUUUUAAAUUGGCUCGGGAGAAAGGUCGCCGUAGGGUUACUGCUGUGCACAAGGCUAAUAUCAUGAAGCUUGGGGAUGGCUUGUUCCUGCAGUGCUGCAAAGAAGUGGCUUCCGGUUAUCCAGAUAUCACUUAUGACAACAUGAUAGUGGACAACACCACUAUGCAGUUGGUGUCUAAGCCUCAGCAGUUUGACGUGAUGGUGAUGCCCAAUCUGUAUGGGAACGUGGUGAGCAACGUGUGUGCUGGCCUGGUAGGAGGGCCUGGCCUUGUACCUGGGGCCAAUUAUGGCCGUGACUAUGCUGUUUUUGAAACGGCCACAAGGAACACAGGAAAGAGCAUAGCAGGCCGGAACAUUGCUAAUCCCACUGCCAUGUUGCUUGCCAGCUGUAUGAUGCUGGAUCACCUUGAGCUUUAUGAUUAUGCAAGUUUGAUCCGGAAUGCAGUCUUAACCACCAUGAAUGAAACCAGGUUGCACACGCCUGAUAUUGGAGGGGAAGGCACAACAUCAGAGGUGGUUCAGUCUGUUAUGAGCAUCAUCCAGAGUAAGGGGCAACUCACUACUGGUCUAUAAACUGCUGGACUCACACUGACCAGACCUGUUGCUAUCCGAUGCAGCUUUCUGUAUCUAGAGCAGAUGUUACAGUAUGAUGGACCAAGUCCACAGCCCUGGUUUGUAUCACUGUGUUUCAUGCUGACAGUAAUAAUAACCUGCAGUGGACUGUUGUAAACAUUUUUUGGGGGGGUAAUGGCUCCAAGUACAAUAACAAUGUGUUUUUCCUGUGUUUAAGGUCACUUUUGCAGUAAAAUCAAAAUGUCAGACACACUGUUUGAUGUUGUAGUAUUUUUUACCAUUUCUGAGUCUUCGGAGUUGCAGUUGUUCUCUGGCAGUAUAAUGAAUCACAAUGAGCUAUGGUAUGGCCUCCAAUUUUGUGCUUUAUUUUACUUAUUUGCCCACACUGUGACUAACUACUUGCUAUUUAUGCUACUGUCCUGUGUCUUCACAAAGAUCAACUGUCCUUUAAAAAUGGUUUUGUGGUGUACUGUGGAUAAAUGACUCGUCUAUUUUUGGCUUAAUUAAAAAGGUGGCAAGGGAAGAGCUUUAAACCCUUAUGAAAAGGCUGGUUUCAUCCUGUCUGCGGGCAUAUAUACUGUAAAACAUAAAUAUUAUCAUAAAGAAAUGUACCUUAAA